AUGAAAUUUAUACUGAUCUUUAUCAUUUUUAUAACUACAUUUAUUUCAUUUACAGACACUCAAAUAAAAAAAUUAAGUCUGUUAAGAAGAAAUACUUUGAAUGAAAAUUUACCAAAACAAAAAUGUUUAUAUGAUGAUUCAAAAAGAAUACUCUAUCUUAUUAUUAAUAAUGAUAUUUUUUUUCAAUUUAAAGGUUAUGUAUUCAAAAAUUAUAAUGAUGUUACGAAAUAUUAUAACUUAAUUAAUCUUAAAUCAAGAUUUCAAAUAAAAUUGAAACCAACAGGAGGUGUAAAACCUUCAGAAAUAAAACUGUACUCUAAAAGAAAACAUAUUUCUGAAAAAGAUUUUUAUAAAUUUAUUGAAAAAAAUCCAUUAACUAAUAAAAUUUGGAAAACCAUCUGGUUUGCAUGUAAUUAUGUUUGUUUUUGCAGAGAUAAUUUUAAACAUUUAAAAAAAGGAAUUAUAAAAGAAAUUAAUGCGUACAGAAAAAUUCAUAAUUCCGUGCCACUAAUCGAAAGCGUUAAACUUAAUGAGUUGGCAAAUAUAUUUAUAGUUAAAAAAUCUUUGAUGCAUUUUUCGUAUAAAAAUGAUAUAUUACAUACUAAUGUAUUAUAUGAAACUGUUCAGAAGCAUAAAGCUAAUUAUAUUAUAAAAAAUUUAUUUGAUGAAUUUAUGGGUUUUUAUAAUUAUAAAAAUAAUUAUUUUACAGAUACAUUUGUUUUGCAAACACAAAUGCUUUGGAAAAAAACUACUUUAAUUGGUCUUGGUGUUUAUGAAAGUAAUAAUCAAUUACAUUUAGCUUUUGUUUUCUAUCCUAAAGGAAAUAUUAAUAGAAAGUACAAAAAAAAUAUUAAUUUUUUUAAUUAA
This is a messenger RNA of Strongyloides ratti, 867 nucleotides long. RefSeq names its product Cysteine-rich secretory protein, allergen V5/Tpx-1-related family and CAP domain-containing protein. The record is from RefSeq and is a predicted model, not a curated record. The transcript is spliced from 2 exons. NCBI's taxonomy places the organism in Eukaryota, Metazoa, Nematoda, Chromadorea, Rhabditida, Strongyloididae. Bases 1 to 867 code for a protein of 288 amino acids.